Camellia sinensis is the source of this 573-nucleotide messenger RNA. The record is from RefSeq and is a predicted model, not a curated record. Lineage: Eukaryota; Viridiplantae; Streptophyta; Magnoliopsida; Ericales; Theaceae.
UCGUCGCUGCUGCCCAUUGCCACAGCUAGCGAUCAUCACCACAUCCAGGUGUCACUCUCUGUCAAGGGAUCCUACACUUCCUGCCAUCGUCUCCACCACCUUCGUCUCCACCGUCAUCUCCAAAUUAAACAACCUAUUGGAUAACGCCCAACCCCCUGCAGCGACGACGAAACCCUAGAUGUAUUCGAGCUCGAUUACAAACUGGUUUGUGGUUGAAAUCAGUAAGGGGAGUAAAGUGAAGUAUGAACUUGACAAAAAAACGGGAAUGAUCAAGGUUGACUGUGUGCUUUACUCAUCAGUUGUUUACCCCCAUAAUUAUGGCUUCAUCCCUCGUACUCUCUGUGAGGACAAGGACCCCAUGGAUGUCUUAGUUAUCAUGCAGGAAUCUCUAUGCGGACUACAUCGUGGAGAGCCUGAGGCGGUAGUUUGUUUGCCACACAUGUUGGGUGGUGGUGAUAUGCUGUUAGUAUUAUAUAGGCUUUGUUUGUUAUAUUGAAGAACUCUCUUUUAUGUUUUGAAUGAUGUCAACUUGAGAAUUGAAUUCAUUUUAUAACCCACAGAUUUCUUCUCUCA